ACCGGUGUGUGUUAGACGCUAGCCACAUGCAGCCUACGCGGGCCGAAAACAACGCGGGCGAUCAAGGUCGAAGGAGGAGAAGUCGACCCCUGAACUUUUUAUCAGGAGUCAGGAUGGUGACGUCGUGCGAGCGUCGCGCGGUCGCGUGCGUUCUCCUUGCGGUGACCGCCGUCGUGGCCGCAGCGUCGUACGACCGGGAGAGACUUGAGAUUGCCAAGCAGAUCCUGGAAGAGGUGCCCCUUACUGAUGGGCACAACGACUUGCCGUGGAACAUCCGCAAAUUCUUGAGGAACCAGAUCAACGAAUUCGAGCUCGACACCGAUUUGACCAUCGUGGAACCGUGGUCAAUCUCCAAGUACUCGCAUACCGAUCUCCCGCGGCUCAGGGAAGGCAUGGUGGGCGCCCAG
Messenger RNA from Ostrinia furnacalis (Asian corn borer), 407 nucleotides. RefSeq names its product putative dipeptidase MGYG_00085. NCBI's taxonomy places the organism in Eukaryota, Metazoa, Arthropoda, Insecta, Lepidoptera, Crambidae. The transcript is spliced from 4 exons. The record is from RefSeq and is a predicted model, not a curated record. The annotation marks the transcript as partial. Gene Ontology annotation, molecular function: metallodipeptidase activity. Gene Ontology annotation, biological process: proteolysis.